This is a messenger RNA of Dendronephthya gigantea, 2898 nucleotides long. Its product is annotated as trace amine-associated receptor 13c-like. Gene Ontology annotation, biological process: G protein-coupled receptor signaling pathway. The record is from RefSeq and is a predicted model, not a curated record. The annotation marks the transcript as partial. Gene Ontology annotation, molecular function: G protein-coupled receptor activity. The transcript is spliced from 2 exons. Gene Ontology annotation, cellular component: membrane. NCBI's taxonomy places the organism in Eukaryota, Metazoa, Cnidaria, Anthozoa, Malacalcyonacea, Nephtheidae.
CCAAGCCCACCAGCUUUCCCUGUCUGGAUUAAGGUUGGUUUGGUAAUAGUCGGAGUGCUAACAAUAUUCGGCAACGGGCUUGUGAUAUAUUUAAUUGCUACAAGACAUCGCUUACGUACCAAAACGAAUUUCAUGGUCGUUUCUCUAGCCGUAUCAGAUCUUUUGGUAGGAACAUGCAUAAUUCCAUCGUUUUUGGCGUGCAUGUACGUCACAUGUGACAAUCUUCUUGCAAAACUGUUCUACGAUGCGUUCCUGUUUGUAUCUGUCUGCAACCUCUGUUGCAUAACGUUCGAUAGGUUUUUAGCAGUUACAAGACCACUCAGGUACCACAUGAAAAUCACUCGUAAAUCUGUUAUAGCUAUGAUUAUGUUUAGUUGGAUCGUACCAAGUAUUGCAUCCCUAGUUCCUGUGGCAUGGCUCUAUACGGACACAAGCAUCGAAAAUCAAAUGGAAGAUAACAAGAUCUUCUACACCUUACAAGUUGUAUUAUUCAUGUUCUUUCCCUGUCUUAUAAUGUUGAUCGCAUAUGUGGUCAUUUUUAACAUUGCCUGGAAACAAACGCGACAUAUGAGACAAGUGAUGCGAAGUGUCAGCAAUGUUGGUACAGGACCAAGGUCGAACUCAAUUCCAACCUCAUCUACAAGGGAAGCAAAAGCAACCUUGAAAGUAUUUGGUACCGUUGUGGUAAUGUUUGUUGUCUGUUGGAGUCUUUCGGCAUACAGAACCAUUGUAACACAGUACCAACUCAUGGACGUCCCUUGGGAUUUGACAAACGCCUCAAGGCUGCUGCUAGUAGCGAACAGCGCAAUAAAUCCAAUCAUUUAUGCACUAUGGAAAAAAGACGUAAAAAACGAGAUACGAAAACUCCUGAAACUUAACUCACAACUCGUGAGGCCUUCGUCGGCUACAUUCAGAUCUAGCCAAGACCUAAGUAGGUUCGACUCUACUUCAUCCAUGGCUGAGCAAAGACGAAGCCGCGCUAACUCAACACAAGAGCCUGCUUCAGUGGAAAAGGAAAAGAAAAAACUCCAGAGGCCUAAAGAUAAGCAACCGAAAAACGGUGUGAUCCCCCACGGUCUAACAAGAGUUGAAAGUGUACAAAUCAAAACAGUUGAAGACAAGGCUACCUCGACAAGACCUGGUGGCCCCAUGACCCUCGGAAUUGACAACUUGGCUGCUCACGUUGACGGAAUGGUGUGAGGAGUCUAUUUCAAUUUUCAAGCACUAAAAUCUAAGGUACUUGCUUGGAUAUAUCCCGGCAGUUAAACAACGUCGGAUUAUGGAAGAUCGGAUAUGGUGGUGAAACACUAGAACAAGUGAAGAUGCAUGAAUUCCUGUCGAUGUAAAACAUAUAAUCAAAUGGCCUGAAAUGGGAAUUCGCAUGAACCGGACGUGUGCUAUUGUUUAAACAGUGUAGGCCCCGUUAAAUACAUGCACAGAGCACAAAUAUCAAUAAUCCAAUUCACAAUUGGGGGUACUCAACUGAAUUCAGCAGACAAUUCCAGAAAUGGACAAAAAUAGAAUGCACAUUUAAGAAAAAAAACACUCUAGCUCGAAACUACAGUUCGGUUUCUCGACCGCUCAUUCCACCACUAUCUUUCCACAAUUAAAUUGUGGUAAGAAAUUCCGCGAACCUGGACUGUGAUUAUUUAAUCAACUGUGGUCAGUAUACUUAUGGUUUAACUAAUUUUAUACAACCAGCCACUGGGCAUCGAGUCGAAAACUUAUAUAUUUUUUUCUAUUCGAAAACGGAUAGAAUCUUUAUGUAUAAAUAGUGUAAUUAUAGUCAUUCAAAACUCGGUUCACUAAAUUUAGGCACAUACUGUAUUCGAGUAUAGGUGCACGAAGAAGCUCCAGCUGUGUAUAAUUAUAGGAAUAUUUUUACUAUCAAUUAUUUCUUUAUCCAAUAAUAAAGGGAUCGAAAUGUUCACCGUAUUCUUCCCAUUUUGUCGCCCUCUUAAACAUUUAUCAUGCCCAUGCACCUGGCCUCUAUAGUAAUUUAAUAUGCGCCCUUCAUUGGAGUUUUCAUAGUCUCGUGUCUGAUAAUUAAGGACGAUUAUUUCCUUGAGACUGAGGUGUUACUGUCUUAUUUUCUUCAUAUUUGGCUGUUGAGCAUGUUUAUGACGCAGAAAUUGUAAUAUUCAGUAUUUGUUUACAUAUACUAAUAUAUCAAUGAUACCAAAUGGAUGCAUAAUAUAGCUAUAUACUAAUAUAUAAUUGAGAGAAAUAGCUUCACAGGGACUUAAUGGAGAGAAUACGGUACAUCUACGAUUCUUAUUAUCUAAAGAUAUAAGAAUGACAAUUGAAAAUUGUUAAUUCAUCUUGGAUUCUGAGUUUUCACCCGUACAAAUUAAAAUUAUAAUAUCAUCGUUAUAUAACUUGGAUUUAUGUAUAUCAUAUAGCAUGCAGCAUCCUGAAGCAUCUUUCUGUUCCUUACAAAAUCAAUUUCUAGCUCCCUUAAUCAAAACUGUGUGCGAAGCGAGAUUUUUGUACCGAUGCAACUAACCAGAUUACGUUAUAUAUAGCUAUCAUCCACGAUGUCAGUAAAAAGUGUUGAAUGUAAAAUAUCUAUAUUGCACGAAAACCUUCCUAAUUUAUGAAAGACUUUUUUUGCAUAAAAUAUUUUAUGAAUGUUUGUUGAAAUGUCAAGAUAAACGAAAGCUUCGUAUUAAACAUUAUCGAAUCUCUCGAACUGGUAGUGAACUCACGACAGCAUGUGUUAAUAUUAUCAGUAACAUAACAAGUGUUCUUAGUCUAGCUUGUAGUUGUAUCCGAACCACUGGCGACAGGUUGCAUGCAGGCCAGUGAUCAUUGUGCUCUUCUUACUGCCUGCAGGGACAAAGAAUAUAUUAGUAUAGGAUAAGUUUUUCAAUGAUUCUCCUGUGAGGCCUUGCACGA